This is a messenger RNA of Cyclopterus lumpus (lumpfish), 1168 nucleotides long. RefSeq names its product UTP23 small subunit processome component (gene utp23). NCBI's taxonomy places the organism in Eukaryota, Metazoa, Chordata, Actinopteri, Perciformes, Cyclopteridae. The record is from RefSeq and is a predicted model, not a curated record. Bases 233 to 1000 code for a protein of 255 amino acids. The transcript has 3 exons. Gene Ontology annotation, molecular function: small ribosomal subunit rRNA binding. Gene Ontology annotation, cellular component: nucleolus; small-subunit processome.
UGUCAUGUGUCUUGUUUCCGCCCGAAGUCAUGAGAAGCAGGUACUGCACGCGCGUUGUGUACACUACAAACGGCCAUGCGUAAGUAGCCUAAAGUGAUAGUUUCACAAUGUGUAUGAAAGAACUCCGUUAGACGAGUCGAUGUAACCGGAGGAGGGAACAAUCCUCUUGAACCGCGACGGGCAUUUGAACGUUGACGAGGAGACAUUCUUCCGACUCCACCGAGCAGUCAGCAUGGGGCUCAAGCGACAGAAACAAGCCAAGAAAACUUUGAGUUUCUACAAAUACAACUUCAGCUUCAGGGAACCCUUUCAGAUCCUCUUCGAUGGGACUUUUUGUCAGGCGGCUCUGAAGAACAAGAUUCAGAUCAAAGAGCAGAUGCCCAAAUACCUGAUGGGAGAGGUGCAGCUGUGCACGACAAGCUGUGCUCUGAAGGAACUGGAGACUCUGGGCAAAGACCUGUAUGGAGCCAAAAUCAUCCUGCAGAGGUUUCAGACAAGGAGGUGUCCACAUUUAAAGGACCCUGUCCCCGCGUCAGAGUGUCUGCUGUCCAUGUUGGGGAAGACGAACCCUCACCACUACUUUGUUGCUACACAGGACCACUCAUUAACGGAAGGCCUGAAGAAGAUCCCAGGCGUCCCCCUGCUGUACAUCAUCCUCAACACCAUGGUGCUGGACAAGCCCUGCCAGACUUCCCUCGAUCACGUCCGGGCCGUCCAGCUGGGAGAGCUGGUCUGCCCGGCCCAGCAGGAGAGCCUCCGCAGCCUCAAGGAGGAGCAGGGCAUUGCCCAGAAGGAUGGAGAGUGGCGGGGGAAGAAGAGGAAGAGGAAGCGGAGCAAUCCCAACCCUCUGAGCUGCCUGAAGAAGAAAAAAAAAGGCGGGCCGACGCCGCCGAAGAGGAAGGCGGAGGAGGGGGAUGGUGUGAAGAGGAAAAGAGUUAGACACAAGAAACAAAGGACGGAGGGAGGAGACACGUCUGCUCCUGCGAUUACAAAUGCAUAGUACAGCAGGAAGACAAGAGACUUCAGCCAAUUCAUUUCUUGCUUUCAUAUUAUUUUAAGAUGCCCAUGGUCCAAAUCUGAAAUGAUUCCACUCUGGCCUGUUUUUCCUGAUAUUACUGCAUCGAAUAAACCAAUUGUUUAACACACACAAUACAAUUUUAAAAUACUG